UUGACUUGACCUUUCCCCAAGUAUGUAACUUUGCUCCUACCGUUAGGUGAAGCUUAAAGAGACCAUGUUCCUUCUCAGAUCCAGAACACUCAUCUUACUUGAGGUUCCUCCUCUAACUCUUCCUUCUACUGAUACUACACUGCUUCUUCACAAUGCUUUUUGUUCAAAGGAUGUUUCAGGAGCACAUCAUCCGCAGAGGCCGGAGGUAUAUUAGGAGGCUUAACUCUUGGCUUUUGCACUCCACGAUGCAGUCUUAUUGGGAUGAGAUUGAAAUUUUCAAGAAUAAGGUGUUUGAUAAACUGACUGCAAAAGAUGAGAAGGUGUUGGAGAUUGGUAUUGGGACAGGUCCUAAUAUGAGAUAUUUCGCAGCUCGUAAUGUGAAUGUAAACCUUAUUGGGUUGGAUCCUAACCCUAAAAUGAAUAGGUAUGCACGCAAAGCCGCUGUGAGAUCAGGAUUGAAUCCCAAAAACUUCAGAUUCAUGCAAGGAGUAGGAGAGGCUAUACCAUUAGGCGAUGGUUCUGUGGAUGCAGUCGUUGCAACACUUGUUCUAUGUACUGUCUCUGAUGUCACUCAAACACUCAUUGAAAUCAAACGAGUGCUGAGACCAGGAGGGAGUUUCAUCUUCUUAGAACAUGUUGCAGCAGAAGAUGGUUCUCUCUUCAGGCGUUUGCAGAAACUGUUGGAUCCAUUGCAGCAGAUAUUAGCAGAUGGAUGCCAUUUGACAAGAAACACGAGAGAGUGCAUCUUGGAAGCUGGUUUCAGCGGUGGUGCUGAAAUAGAGACGGUGUCAAUGUAUAGUUUCCCGUGGAUAACAAGACCACAUAUAUAUGGAGUAGCUUACAAGUAAAACUCUAUAUCCAAGUAUCGGCUCUGCUCAAAUGCAUAAAACUAUAAAUGGUGUGGAAGGCUUUUAGACGGAAAAAACAAUAAGUCAUCAAUGAAGAACAUUAGUGCUAGGUUAAAGGGUUGGUUCUUUUGUGGCUCUUUUAGUACACAAAAUAAUUACUUCGAAAGUUGGCGUUACAAAAAAAAAAGUUCACGAGUGAUAAGUCUAGGUAGGUUUGGCAUUACUCAAACAUUCAAUGGUACUUAUUUCUUAUUUCAAAAUCACAAGAUCGGGCCAUGUUUCUGUUAUUGGUCUAGCGAUAUCACUAGCUACUGGCUGGCUUUUAUCCGAUCAUUUUUCUUUGGAUGGAGUUUUGGUGGAGUCGACGGUGGAACUUUUGUAUUAGAGGUGGAUGUUACUGAUUUUCACAAUUAUGUUGACGGAUUCAAAGAUCC
Molecule: messenger RNA, 1282 nt
Organism: Raphanus sativus (radish)
Lineage: Eukaryota; Viridiplantae; Streptophyta; Magnoliopsida; Brassicales; Brassicaceae
Exons: 6
Coding region: 153-848 (231 amino acids)
Molecular function (GO): S-adenosylmethionine-dependent methyltransferase activity
Source: RefSeq, a predicted model, not a curated record